This is a messenger RNA of Diversispora eburnea, 588 nucleotides long. Lineage: Eukaryota; Fungi; Glomeromycota; Glomeromycetes; Diversisporales; Diversisporaceae. The record is from the annotation of a GenBank genome assembly.
AUGAAAAGAGAUAGACCCUUAUCAACUUCGGAUUUGAUAACACUCCCAAACAAAAGGAGAAAAAUUGAGAUGUCUCCUCCCUCAACUCAGAAAAAAAACAUAUUUGGAUCGGGAACAAAAUAUGCUGGAAAAUCGUUUGCCAACAUAAGCUCACAAAGAAAUAUUUUUGAUGAGCAACCUUCGCAAGAAAAGAAUGAUAAAGGAGAGGGUGAUAAGGAAAUACAAAAUUUAAUAAAAGAACAAGAAGUAUUAACGGGGGAAGAGGAUGAGGUUACAAGACACACGGUGCGAGUGAAAUUAUAUUGUAUGGAAGGUCAAUGGAAAGAAAGAGGAGUUGGCUUUCUAAAACUUAAUCAAUCAAAAAACAAUGAGAAAUCAUUUCGUUUAGUUAUGCGAGCUGAUAACAUAUUAAAGGUGAUUUUAAACGUAGCAUUAUUUAAUGGAAUGCAUGUUGAAAAACAGGAUAAAUUUGUGAGAUUUUUCGUAUAUGAGGGUGAGAGACUCGUCCAUCUUGCUAUUAAGUGUUCCAAUCCGAAGGCAACGGAAGAGUUGUAUAAUGCUAUUAAGAACGUAAUUCCUACAGUUUAA